AUGUCCAUCUCAAGGACGCCACCUACUCCGGGGGUGACCAAGAAAGGGCAGGAGGACCUUGAGGGCCUCAAGGAGCGAGUCACCGAAGAUGCAAAGUCAGAAGUUAAGGGGUCGAAGACAGAUAGGAGGGCGCGGGCAGAGGCAGCGUACGACAGAAAUAUGGAAGAAACGUUGAGGCAGCUGGAUGCACUCGAGUGCGCCAUUCAGGGGGCAUCAAACACUAAGAGCGAUAUUAAAAUGAUUGCCAGGUCGCUGGGAAUUGCCAUCAGAGACCUCUAUAAUGGUGCAAAGGCCAUAGGUAUGGUUAGGUCUCCGGAUUUAGUGGAGCAGCGCGUCCAUAGCGGUCAGCAGCAGUUGAUGGUGCACCAGAAUAGGAUGAUGGCGGCGAUCCGCGAAGUUCAGAUAACUCAACAGCAGCAGGCGGAAAAGUUGAAGACCUUAGUACCCGAGGAGAAGGGUAAGGAGGUACUCCUGGCGGUAAACGCUUUAGGAGUGGAGCUAGCGGAGCAGCGGGCUGCGGUAGCACGUCUGGAGAAGGGGCAAACUGCCAGACGCGAGGUAUGCCCAGUGGACUGCGUCAUGGAAGGGCUUAAGUCGUUGGAAGAGGAGGUUGGGCAGUUACGCACGGAUGCGAUCGCAAGGGAUGAGGCCGGAGGAAGCUGGUCUACAGUGGCAGGGAGGAAAUCCAAAAGGGAAGGAGGCGUGAAGACAUCUCUAGGCGGUGAGCAGCAGCAGCGGCAGAAGAUCACCAAGUCGUCGAGGACGCGCCCUCCAGCUAUAAUGGUUGAUGUUGGGCCGGACGACUUCCCGGCGGAACCGACAAGGAGGGCGAUAAGGUCCCGGCCCCCGGCCAUUCUGGUCGACGUCAGCCGCGAGGAUUUCCCGGCUCUGGCGAAGAAGAUCCGGCAGGGUGCCGACCGCGAUGUCAUCGGUGACCACGUCGUCUGCAUGCGGCAGGCGAAGGCAGGCGGCUUGCUCAUUGAAGUCCGGGGCGAUACGGCGUCAGUCGAAUCGGUCAGGGCGGAGGUCGCCAGGUCGGCGGGCGAUGGCGUCGCGGUGCGGUCUGUCGAGGCCAGACAAGCCGUCGAGGUGAGGGACCUCGACCAGUGGGCGACCACGGAGGAAAUCCUCGAGGCAGUGGCGGGCGCCGCGGGGGUCGAGAGGGACUCGGCCCGCGUGCUGGGGCUGAGAAGCCAGUUCGGCGGUACCCAGGCCGCCACCAUCUCCGCUCCGGUGGCAGUCGCGCGGAAGCUCCUGUCGGUCGGACGCAUAAGGGUCGGCAUGGUUAGCUGCCGGGUCCGGGAGCGCACGAUGUCGACCCGGUGUUUCCGAUGUCUGGCGUUUGGGCACCUGUCCAGGGCGUGCACAGGUCCCGACAGGGCGAGGUGUUGUUGGAGUUGCGGCCAUUGCGGGCACCAGGCCUCGGCGUGUACGGCCACGGCUGAAGAGAAGGCGUCGUUCGGCGAAGUCCUACGGGUCACGCCAGGCUCCGUGGAGUGCGGAACAAUCGCUAAAUGA
Molecule: messenger RNA, 1518 nt
Organism: Cinara cedri
Lineage: Eukaryota; Metazoa; Arthropoda; Insecta; Hemiptera; Aphididae
Source: the annotation of a GenBank genome assembly